Messenger RNA from Symbiodinium sp. CCMP2592, 1086 nucleotides. The record is from the annotation of a GenBank genome assembly. NCBI's taxonomy places the organism in Eukaryota, Dinophyceae, Suessiales, Symbiodiniaceae.
AUGUUGCAGAUUGCUGACCUGAUUCAGAGCGGAUUGACAACGUAUUGCCAGCAAGUGUCACGAUUCAGUGGCAAGGUGGUGCCAUCUGAAUUGCAACUUGGAUGGUUGGUGAACAACCGUUGGGCACGCGUGAUGGUGCCCGAUGGGUAUUCAUCCCAUUGCGGAUUCGCGAAUGUCAUAAUCCUGACAUUGAUUCAUGUCUGCAACAGCUGUGUUGCGAGGAUGACCAUUGGAUCUGAUGAUGAGAUUCCAACGUUCACAUUGGACCUUUCAUUCUUGAUUCUGGAUCGUGUGAUGGAGUGCCAUUGGGCAUUGAAGCAAAUUUUCGCGACAUCUGUCGCGAUUACAUUGUACAGGGCUCGUCAAUACAAGCAAGUGGAUGAAUUGGUGGAUUGGUUCGUUUGCCUUGCCUUGCCAUCUUCAUCGGUGGAGCAAUUGGCGAGUGGCCAAACGGCGACCAUUCCCACACCGCUUGGGCAAUUGAACCCACAGUUUACCAUUGAAGCGAGUCUUCGAAAACUCGCUCAUUGGUACCGACAAUCAAGAUUUUCGCGGGGGCAGAUAGAUGAACUUGUCAAGAUAUUGGUGUUCAGGCGAACCCGCGAAAUGGCGGAUACGCGAUUGAAAACCGAAACCGGUAUUGGAGGCUUCAAGAAGUUUCAUAAUUGCAGCUUUUUGGGCUGCAGCUGGUGUAUGACGAUUGACUCGUCGUACGCGACUGGCGGUGAGUACAAGUAUUGUCUCCCCGCCGUUUGCCGACAGCAUUGCGUGAUAUUGGAGCUCACCUCAUUGACUGUUGAGAAGGCAUGCGCAUUGAUUCACAAUUCCUCGUACAGCAACUGGAUGCCAACAGAGGCAUUGCACAGGCAUUGCUCGUUCCCUUUGAGCAGUAUGCAGAUUGAGGGAAUUCCAGAGCUGAGUCUAUUGACCGAGAAUUGUGAAGAAGUUCCAGCAGAUGACAUUGCUGCUGAGGCUGACCUAUUGGGCGAUUCAAGCUCGUCCGCAGGGUCAUUGACCCAGCAGGAGUAUUCAGUCAUGCUGGCAACGGCUGCCACCAUUGCGAAGAAACGCAAAGGCCAACAGUGA